AUGUUUAAUGAUAAAGGUGAAAAUUUGGCAAAGCAAGUGAAGGAUGUUUUCAUUGCUUUAUAUCAUGAAUACAAAGAACAUGUCUCCUCCUCUAAGCAAUCUGAAAAGGAGCAACUUGUGAAUGAAAUCCAAUCUGAUUUUGGUGAUAAGGAUAACCCUGCUAUGAAGGUUAGAAAGUUGCUUGAAUCAAAAAAGAGAAAAUUUUUAAGUGACCGCCUUAGUGGAAAAAGUAAUAGGACUGAAGUUGAUAAAUAUUUGAAUGAGGAAAUUGAAAUAGAUAGACCUAACUUUAAUAUCUUGGGCUGGUGGAAAUUGAAUGGUCCUAGAUUUCCCAUUCUUUCAAGGUUGGCAAGUGAUGUUUUGACAAUACCAAUAUCCACAGUUGCUUCAGAAUCUAUGUUCAGCACUGGAGGACGUGUUUUGGAUGCAUUUAGGAGUUCUUUAACUCCUAAAGUUGUGCAAGCCCUUAUUUGUGCUGAAGAUUGGCUUCGUCACUCCAUUCCUGUGGUUGUGGAAGAGAAAUUAGAUGAUAUUCAAAGGAUUGAAAGAGAUUUUCAAAGAAUUGGAUUAGAAUCAGCAGUGGAUAUAGUUUGAACUCUUUAAGUUUUCUAACUUCUGGUGCCUGGUGGACUGUUGGUUUUGUUGCUGUCUUAUUCUAGUCUUUUUGGUGGUUAG
This is a messenger RNA of Prosopis cineraria, 675 nucleotides long. RefSeq names its product zinc finger BED domain-containing protein RICESLEEPER 2-like. Bases 1 to 594 code for a protein of 197 amino acids. The record is from RefSeq and is a predicted model, not a curated record. Lineage: Eukaryota; Viridiplantae; Streptophyta; Magnoliopsida; Fabales; Fabaceae. Gene Ontology annotation, molecular function: protein dimerization activity. The transcript is spliced from 3 exons.